AUGGUUGCGAAAGCAGCUGAAAAUCAUUUGGAUUCAAAAGUACCAAUUAAAAAAAUGAAUGAUCUUGUAUCCAAUGUAGAAUGUAUUCUUAUUGGAAUUUUAUUUAAACAAAUGGUUUUAAAACCAAGCAUUGUUAAACAGAUAGCGACUGAAAACAGCUUCAAUUUACAACCAUCACGUACACGUUAUGUUGAUCCUACUGAUAAACUAAUUCUUGAAGAAGAAUCCCAAAGAAUCGAGCUCAACGGAAAUAUUGAUAUUAAUCAAUUUGUUACGGGCGUUGCUAUAGCGGUACAUGGCUAUGAAGAUGGUCGAGGUGUAUUUAUUGUUAAAGAUUAUUGUUUUAAAGAUCUUUCUAUUCCAAAAAAAUUAUCACCACCAAAGGAGGAUAAAUACAUUUUAUUUACUUCGGGUUUUCUUCUCUCUGAAAGUUCAGUCAUUUUUAAUCAACUUGAAUGUCUAGUUAAUUCAUUAACACAACCAACAAACAUUCAAUCUGAACAGUUAAAAACCAUUCUAACCAAUACUAUUCGAUUUAUUGUUGCUGGCAAUUUAAUUGAAAGUUCCAAUCGAUUGAAAGAUACAACAAAUCAAGCAAAAUAUUUAACAAGAAAAAUGACAGCAAGCAGUGUCGAAGCCAUGCAUAGUAUCGAUGAAUUAUUUGAUAAAAUCGCUCUAGGUUAA
Molecule: messenger RNA, 684 nt
Organism: Rotaria socialis
Lineage: Eukaryota; Metazoa; Rotifera; Eurotatoria; Philodinida; Philodinidae
Source: the annotation of a GenBank genome assembly